This is a messenger RNA of Austrofundulus limnaeus, 6361 nucleotides long. It is a transcript of the gene znf106a, whose product is annotated as zinc finger protein 106a. Gene Ontology annotation, cellular component: cytosol; membrane. Gene Ontology annotation, biological process: insulin receptor signaling pathway. Gene Ontology annotation, molecular function: zinc ion binding; RNA binding; SH3 domain binding. The record is from RefSeq and is a predicted model, not a curated record. The coding region runs from base 114 to 5174 and encodes 1686 amino acids. Lineage: Eukaryota; Metazoa; Chordata; Actinopteri; Cyprinodontiformes; Rivulidae. The transcript is spliced from 22 exons.
GGCGAGGAUUCAAGAAGGAUGUUGUUUUUAGCUUCAGCUAUGGAUGAGUAAACACUGUCCUCCUCAUAUUUGGAAGUUUUAAAGGGAUGGGCUGAGAUUGACCUCCAUUCAAAAUGUCAACGAACAGAAAGUGUAUUCUUUGUGAAACCUUCUGCAUUUCCAAGCAGGAGAUGGAGGAGCACUUAAGAAGUAUGCUUCACCACCGUGAGCUGGAGAAGCUGAAAGGCCGGGACUGCGGACACGAGUGCAGAGUGUGYAAGGUGAAGGUUGGAAGUCUGACUGAUUAUGCCAGCCACAUCUCCAGCCCCACGCACAAACGGAAUGUGGAGGCUGCUGACAAGCAACAAGCUGGGAACAACUACGACGAAAACUACUUUGACCAGGCUAUGGUGGACCUGAUAGAAAAGAGAAACGAACAGAAAAGAAAAGAGAAGGAGGCGGCGGCUGCAAAGCUGGCCAAAGAAGCAGAGGAACGAAGGAAGAAAGAAGAAUAUGAGCAAAGACUAAAGGAAGUUAGGGAGCGGAACCUGAAAAAUGGGUUGCAACCACUUAUGCAGGGCUUCAGAGGUUCAAGUCAGCACAGGUUUUGGCACAGGGGCAAUUACUCUAAUGUCAGCACAGACGAGGCAAGACCGUGGCAACAUGACAAACUGGGGAAGAGUGCCACUUGGCAUGCUCAGGAGCCCCCUAACUUACAAAGGUGGGCAUCCAAUGAGUUUAUGGGAGGAAGAAGUAAUAGCCAAGUAGGUAACAACACUUGGGGCUGUGGUUCAUAUUAUGGCAAUCGGCAAAGCCGACAGCCUUGGCUCAGCAGUGAAGGUAGCAGUCAUGGGCUCUAUGGUCAAAACAAUAUUGCCAGCAAUGCCCCAAGAGCUCAUUACAAGAGCUUCCUAGGACCUCCUGUCUUUCAAACACAAUCCAGAUAUUGCGCCCCRGUUUUCAACCGGUUUCAAGAUACAGGGAACAAUAGAGAGAGUCAGCAGGAAGCUGGGCUUCAGACUGAGGUGGCAGAAACAGACCCUAAAGGUAGUAAGAAUUCUAAGACUUUUGGUAGCAAUCCAAAGCUAGACAAAGGCUGUCGCUGGACGCCCUAUUCAGUCACCUCUGGACCACACAGUGAUAUCCAUCCAAACAUAUCAGAGAAGCACCAAACAGCUUCUAARCAGCAAAAGCAUGAUGUCGUUAGCUGUCGCAGGAACUCCCAACCUGAGCAUGAACAGAAACACUUGAUCUCAAGUCGACAAGGUGAGGAAGACACGAUGAAGCAGCAAACAAAGACAAAAUCAGAUCUCAGUCAUAGGAGAGGAAAAGGUUCGGAGACAGGCGGGAGCCGAACACCUGUCUCUUCCAGUCAAAAGGCAAACAAGACAUUGAUUCAUUCUGUUUCUGGUGCAAGAGGUGGAGCUCAGUCCAACAAGGCCUCCAGUGAAGAUCUAYCGCAGUCGAAACCAACUGGAAAGCAAAGUGGGCUCAAAGAACCUGUGAGGUCUCUUCAGUCAAAGCAGGAGAAGCCCCUGCCAGAAUCACUGAACACAGCCAAACAGGUUGUUUCUGAAAAGAGAGGCUCUGUGAGUCAGUCAGUUCACAGCAGGUGGAAGGCGAAGCAUCACGCAGAGGAGCAGCAAAAGGAGCAGGGGCACGAACAAACUGAAGCAAACAGUGAAAAAAGCUGUUGUCUCAGUUCAUUAAAAGCGUCAUCACCUGUUGCUGACAGGCAGGAAAAGCUUGCACCGCCGUCUGCAGAGAGCAGCAAACUUGUCCAAGCGCUGCACGUUAGCACCUCCGAGUCUGCAGAGUCAGUUGGGAAUCCUCAAGAUAAUCAAAACAUCGUGGAGAAACAAUCCUGCUCGGUGGUUCCAGAUGAGGCCAUGCAGGUCGCCGAGGCAGGGCAGAGCUCAGAGAGCCACGCCGCUCAAAGCAGUGACGUGAACACAGCCUCAGGGACGAACGCUUCGGCCUUAUCCAAACUUGACCUUCCCCCUGUCCUAAAGCGUGACCUCACCAAACACAUAAGCUCCAAGAGCAAAGCAGCCAGCCAUGAGCCCAACCUCAACAUCGCCAGACGGGUGCACAAUCUAGGUGAGUUGCGCAGAAGUGACACCGAAAAGGAUUCCGGCCUCAAACCAACAGUCCGGCAGCUCAUUAGCUCAUCUGGGUCGCGCCGCAAUGUGAACUGGGAGCAGGUGUAUCAGGAAGUUAAAAAGAAGCAAGACAAGGGAAAAGGCAUGCCAAGGUUUGGUAUAGAGAUGGUGCCWUGUGAGCAGACGAGCCACAGCCAAGAGGAAGAUGAAAUCCCCCUCCUCGAGGGUUUUCACUGGGAUUCUCUGAUGGACGUCUCAGCGCAGGGCACCUCCCGAAAACGCUCCCUGUCAGAGAGUAGCUUUGCACCGGGCUCGACUCAUUCCCUGUUUGCAUCUUUCGCUUCGGAGGAUUCGGCCCAGAGAGAACCUCUCGGUUCAGAGCAGCUGAGACCCACAGGUUCUCCAAGACCUGUAUCUGCUCCAGAGAAAGCAGACCACCACAGUCAGCCAGAGAGCAAAGUGYCGAUGCAUCCAGACAAACUAACAUCUACAGCUGUGACAGUUCUCCAGCGGUCGGACUCAGCGCUCUGCGACAGCAGCUCAGGAGCGGAGCAGAACGACGGUCAGGGAACAGGAAAGAGGCGAAGGGCAGUCAGGGAUGUCCCCACUGUGGAAACAUCAGGUCUGGAGCACAACAGCAAAAGAAGGAAGCUCAAAUCUAAAAAAGAGCGUUUACAGAUUGACCAGCUGCUCAUAGUGUCCCUGAGGGAGGAGGAGCUGAGCCGGUCGUUGCAGGAUGUUGACACCAGCUUGGUCCAGGCCCGGGCGGUACUGGAGGCCGCCUGCGUGAAGGUGCAGCAACUGAUGGUGCUGAAACAGCAGAUUACUGUGGAGAUGAGCACACUGAGAAACCAACGAAUUGAGUURCUUAAAGGAAUGCAAGGUAUAAGUAAGGAAGCACUUCAGGUCAAGGUGAAAGARGAAAAGAUGGAUUCAUAUGAAGCUGAGGCAUCAGUCAUGCCCUCCUCUGCUUUGAACACUGCUAUUUACAGUCCUAAACAUGCUGCAGAAUGUGCUUCUCCUUCCUCGUCCAGCCUUCCUUUCUCUGUAGUUAUUAAGGAGGAGCCCAAGUCCCCAGUCUACAUCAGCUCAGAGGUGGGCACUGGCCACAGUCUGACCCUCAGCACAGCUCCAGAGCUGCCAGUCGCUCCUGCCACAGCUUCACCAGAUCCUGUCUGUAACCUCCAGCCAUCCCCUGAAAGAAAGCCUUUCCAAACUACCUGUGUUGAACCGGCAGAGCUCGAAGAGCAGCUUCCUGCACCAGGUGAGAYGGAAGAGAAGCCUGCUGAAACACUGAGUAAUUACAGCAGCUCUCUGCCUGACUCCAGAGGCUCCGUAAAACCUCCCGGCAGAAGAGCUCCUGAGGUUGAGAGAGUUGUUGACUGUGCAGACAACCGGUCGGCAUCAUCCCCUACAGUCUGUAACAUGCCCGCCUCGCCAUCGGAUCUGAGGAACGGGAAGCGGGUGAGGAAGCUGAAGAAGAAGAAGGUGCUGAAAAAGGCUCAAGGGGCAGAACAGCCUGAGUGUAGUGACUCUGAGACAGAGGAAGAGCUCGUGAGGCCAAGGUGGCUGCGACAGCGCAGGAGAACCAGCGCAGCCUCUCAGGUCAGUACCUCCAGCCAGCCCACAGACGACAGAGAUGUCAACAUGGAUCCAGAUGGCAACAAGAAGGUUCUCAGUUUAACACUUGAGGAGGAAAAGGAACAAACGUCCACUGGAAAAAUAGCACCUCCUACUGAUCCUAUGGCGGAAACUGAUGUGGAGGAAAGCAUGGAGGUCACUGCAGCCGAUCAGCAGCGUCCAGGGAAUACCCUGCUUCCACCUCGCCCUCCAGACCUGGUCCCAGUCUCCUGUAGACCUGAGACACAGAGCCUGACCUGCAACAAGGUCUCCUCCACCAGUGACAUGGAUCUGUGUAAAUCCUCAGAGAGUGAUUCGCAGUUUGGCACCACAUUGCCCAAGAAUUCAUCAGGUGUAUUUUCAGACCACGAUGGGGAUGAUAUUCUGACUGAAGGGGCAUUUGAAGGCCACCAAGAGGCGGUGAACGCCAUCCAAAUACACGACAGGCUGCUGUACACGUGCUCAGGAGAUCAGACCGUCAAAGUCUUUGACCUGGUGAGUCAUAAAUGUCUGGGUGCGUUUGAGGGCCACAGCUCCAAAGUGACGUGUUUACUGGUGUCAGCAGCUCCAGGCCUGCACCACCGCCUUUACUCUGGUUCCAGUGACCAGACCAUUCGCUGCUACAGUCUCAAGACACAAGAGUUUGAGCAAAACUUCUCUUUGCCCGACCGGGUCUUCUGCCUUCACAGCCGCUGGAAGACUUUAUACGCCGGUCUGGGGAACGGCACGGUUGUGUCGUUUAACCUGAAAACAAACAAACAGAUGGAUGUGUUUGAGUGCCACGGCCCGCGUGGUGUGAGCUGCUUGGCCUCAUCACAGGAGGGAGCCCAGAGGAUCCUGCUGGUGGGCUCGUACGACAACAGCAUCAGCGUGAGGGCAGCCAAGAGCGGACUGCUGCUGCGUACCCUGCAGGGCCACACCAAGAGCGUUCUGUGCAUGACGGUGGUCAACGAUCUUGUGUUCAGUGGAUCCAGUGAUUAUUCCGUCUGUGCUCACAACAUCCACACGGGGGAGCUGGUGCACGUUUAUAAGGGUCACAGCCACGCUGUUACUGUGGUGACCAUCCUGGGGAAAGUGAUGGUGACUGCCUGUCUGGAUAAACUGGUCCGAGUCUACGACCUGCAGUCUCAGAACCAGCUGCAGGUUUACGGUGGACACAAGGACAUGGUGUUGUGUAUGGCCGUCUACAAGAACAUGAUCUACACAGGAUGCUAUGAUGGGAGCGUGCAAGCAGUCAAGCUGAACCUGAUGCAGAACUACCGCUGCUGGUGGCACGGCUGCUCGCUGGUCUUUGGGAUGCUGGAGCACCUGCAGCAGCACCUGGUCGAUCACCACGCCUGUACCAACUUCCAGUCGCUCAAGUGUCGCUGGAAGAACUGCGAAGAGAUUUUCUGCUCGCGCAACAGCUCCAAGCAGGUGAUGAUGCUGCACAUGCAGAAACAUGCCGAGGAGCCGACAGAAGUGGAGCAUUAAGUGGGGGGAACGUAGUUUCACCCYGAGCCCCUCCGCUUUCCUGCAAUCUUAACCCCCGCCCCCCAGGUUAACCUCCCAUAUUGGGGGGGCAUUUUCUCGGGACCCUCUUAGCUCAGCAGUGCUCCCCAGGAGCCUGAUGAGUGAUGUUUGAUGACGUCAUCUUUUAUAUUCGGUGUUGGAAUCCAACCUUAAUACGGUGACGAAAGGAGGGAUGUUUUAUUGUUUGUUUUUUUUUAAACACACUAAAAAAAACACUUCCUGUCUUUUUGUCUGACCAGUGACCACUGACUUUUUCCUCUUCCACCGACCAAAGUGAGACAAAGAAACACGACUUGUUGAUUGAAGAAACCUCAGUGUUGCCAGUAUCUGAGGGAUUUGUUGCUCUGUUCUGUUACAGCACWGUAUGGUAUGGUUGAGAUGUAUUUGUAGUUGUGCAUUUGUGAUGUUGAGCAACCUGUAGUUGUUUUUUUUUUCUUCUAGAAGUGAUUUUGUUUUCAUGGCCAGAACGAGUUAUUGUUUGUGGAAAGGCCAAGAUUUGAAGAUCUGAUAUUUGUUUAGUUUUUAUUUUGAAAAACAAAUUCUGAAGAUCCUUUUUUUUUGGUUUCGUUAGCUACGUUUCCAUGUUUUAUUUUUUCUGCUCACUCAGGUGUGUGAGGAGACUUUCACUACAUUUGAGGUUGCCUUUUGAGAAUAUUAAUUUAUGGUGGGGUUCAUGAUUUAUUUUGUGUGGAGAGAACUCCCAAAAAAGAAUGUUGGUUUUCCAAGAGUAAGUGUGAGAUGAUGUUUUUAAAACUUUUUUUUCCCUGUGUGGACUUUAUUAUUAUUUUUGAUUUUAUCAAGCAGAAAGCACCGGAGCUUUAUUUUCCAGUGAUGAUAGUAUUCUCACRUGUAAAGUUGACGGAUGUUUACAGGAGGUGUUUGAUGGCAAAUAUUGAAAGGAAGAAGUGUUUCAUCUCCCAUGCCGUACCUUCUCAUGUUCCAUCAGUGGUUARACUUAAACCCUCUUUUUAAUGAAUGUUAAAACCCAGCUGAUGUUUUAAGCAGACUUUAUUGCUUAAGUUCUCACGUCUCACAGGUAAUGUCUUUUCUACUCUUUUCACGUUCGCAGUUCACCUCUUCACUGGCAUUCCUGGGUUUCUUCAAAAAUUUCAUUUAUCGACAUUGUGAAGAUUUUUUUUAAGUAUUCU